Molecule: messenger RNA, 2336 nt
Organism: Nestor notabilis (Kea)
Lineage: Eukaryota; Metazoa; Chordata; Aves; Psittaciformes; Psittacidae
Gene: PIP5K1C
Product: phosphatidylinositol-4-phosphate 5-kinase, type I, gamma
Exons: 17
Biological process (GO): phosphatidylinositol metabolic process
Molecular function (GO): phosphatidylinositol kinase activity
Source: RefSeq, a predicted model, not a curated record
GUCUGGCACCGAAGAGGGCAGCUGUCACCGAGGGACCAUCGCUACCGGGACAGCCUGGCCAAGGGAAGAAGAUUGGUCAUCGAAGCGUUGAUGCUUCUGGUGAAACCACCUACAAAAAGACCACCUCAUCCACUCUGAAGGGGGCCAUCCAGCUGGGGAUUGGAUAUACUGUUGGCAAUCUGAGCUCCAAGCCAGAGAGAGAUGUCCUGAUGCAGGACUUCUACGUGGUGGAAAGCAUUUUUUUCCCAAGUGAAGGAAGUAAUCUCACUCCAGCCCACCAUUAUGCAGACUUCAGGUUCAAGACCUAUGCACCAGUGGCUUUUCGGUACUUCCGAGAACUCUUUGGGAUUCGUCCAGAUGAUUAUUUGUAUUCCCUGUGUAACGAGCCUCUGAUAGAGCUGUCGAACCCUGGUGCCAGCGGUUCCCUCUUCUACGUCACCAGCGACGAUGAAUUCAUCAUAAAAACUGUGAUGCACAAGGAAGCUGAAUUCUUACAGAAGCUCCUUCCUGGCUACUACAUGAACCUGAACCAGAACCCCCGGACGCUGCUACCAAAGUUUUAUGGACUGUACUGUGUGCAGUCAGGGGGCAAAAACAUCCGUGUGGUCGUGAUGAACAACAUCCUGCCUCGUGUGGUGAAAAUGCACCUGAAAUUUGACCUGAAAGGCUCCACCUAUAAACGCCGGGCAUCCAAGAAGGAAAAAGAAAAGUCCAGCCCUACAUACAAGGAUCUAGACUUCAUGCAAGACAUACCCGAAGGCCUGAUGUUGGAUGCAGACACCUUCACUGCAUUGGUGAAAACAUUGCAACGUGACUGUCUGGUGUUGGAAAGCUUUAAAAUCAUAGACUACAGCCUCCUCCUUGGGGUUCAUAACAUAGACCAGCAAGAACGGGAGCAGCAGUCCGAGGGAGCUCACAGCACGUCGGAUGAGAAGCGUCCUGUGGGGCAGAAGGCACUUUACUCCACGGCCAUGGAGUCCAUCCAGGGUGGGGCUACCCGGGGGGAGCCCAUAGACACAGAUGACGCGAUGGGAGGAAUCCCAGCGGUGAAUGGCAAAGGAGAGCGUCUCCUGCUCCAUGUAGGAAUAAUAGAUAUCCUUCAAUCAUACAGGUUCAUCAAGAAGCUAGAACAUACCUGGAAGGCCCUUGUCCAUGAUGGGGACACGGUGUCCGUGCACAGACCCAGCUUCUACGCAGAGAGAUUCUUCAAAUUCAUGACCAACACGGUGUUCCGAAAGAAUUCCUCUCUGAAGUCAUCUCCCUCAAAGAAAGGGCGCAGUGCCUUGCUGGCUGUCAAGACUGCUGGUCCAACAGCUGCGUUUUCAGCUAGCCAGCUUCCCUGUGAAAAGGAUGAGACACAGUAUGACCUUCGUGCAGCCCGGAGCUACCCCACACUUGAUGAUGAAGGCAGGCCAGACCUGCUACCCUGCACACCUCCUUCCUUUGAAGAAGCUACCACGGCUUCCAUAGCCACAACACUGUCUUCAACAUCUCUUUCUGUUCCUGAGCGAUCCCCUUCGGAGACCUCUGAGCAGCCCAGGUACAGGAGACGUACACACUCCUCAGGGCAGGAUGGCAGGUCACACGAGGAGGUGCGGGUUGAGGAGGAGCUUCAGCAGAUCAGUGUCGAGCUGGAGCCCAAGUGUGAUGUUGAGAUCGUAGCUCCUGAAGAAGAUGACAAAGAAGAGGCGGCUUCUUCAGCCUGUGCCAUUGUAACAUCCACAGCUACUAUAGAGGUGGAGACAGCCAGCCAGGCCUCAGAACCAGCCAGCCAGGCCUCGGAACCAGCCAGCCAGGCCUCGGAUGAAGAUGAUGUGCCAGUCACAGACAUAUACUUUCCGACAGACGAGAGGAGUUGGGUUUACUCCCCGCUCCACUAUAGCGCUCAGCUCCACUCUGUCUCUGAUGAGGAGAGCGAUACAUAAUCUCUAUGCAGACACAGAAGCCCCAGAGAGCAGCGAUUCCCUCUGCAGGUCGAUGUGUUCCCUUUUUGUUGAUGCAGCCAUUCCAGUGGGAUGGGGAAGAGCUUGCUGACACCAACCAGUAUUGCUGCACUGCAGGAUCCCGGGCACUGCAUUUCAGAACGGAGCAAAACUAUAACCGUGUCUUUCUACUUAUCCCAGACGUGGGCAGCAAAAGAAACCACCCGCUCACCCGCAGCCCCGAGGGAGGCAGCAGCGGGGUGUAGAGAAUCCUGGGUAGUAAUACAGUGUUUCCAGACGUGCACUACCGUAGCUACCUAUCCAUGUGUGAUACUGUGAACCUUUUUAAGUUUUUAACCAUGUAUUUAUUUCUUUUAUCUUUGCACAGAGACAGCACAAAUGUGCUUUUUUAAA